Messenger RNA from Panicum virgatum (switchgrass), 2525 nucleotides. Its product is annotated as F-box protein SKIP23-like. Gene Ontology annotation, molecular function: oxidoreductase activity, acting on the CH-CH group of donors; protein binding. Bases 155 to 1303 code for a protein of 382 amino acids. NCBI's taxonomy places the organism in Eukaryota, Viridiplantae, Streptophyta, Magnoliopsida, Poales, Poaceae. Gene Ontology annotation, cellular component: membrane. The transcript is spliced from 3 exons. The record is from RefSeq and is a predicted model, not a curated record. Gene Ontology annotation, biological process: lipid metabolic process.
CACGCGCGUGAGGAGUAAUCAACCCCGGGCACGGAACACCUCGAUCCCAAAAUCGGCAACCGCCCCGCGACCGCCUCUCCUCCGCCGCCCCUCGCCGGGAUCCCCCCAAUAUAAGCCCCCUCCGCUCGCCCGCCCGACGUUACGCGCGAUAGCCAUGGCGGACUGGGCGGGGCUCCACGGGGACCUGCUCGACCUCGUCGUCGUGCGCCUCCCGUCCUUCGACCUCCUCCGCUUCCGCGCCGUCUGCGCAUCCUGGCGCGCCGCCGCCGCCGCCUUCACCGCCCGCCGCGGCCAGCCGCGGCCCGACCGCCCCUGGCUUCUGCUCCCCACGGAUGUCGCCGGGGAUGCGGAAGACGACCACGGCCGCCUGCUCGUGUGCCGCGACCGCGAGGUCCCCGUGGCCGCUCUCCCCACGCGCCUCGGCCGCGUGGCCUCGCGCCGGUUUGUGCGACUCGGCUCCGCGCGCGGCGCCAUCGUGGCCGCAGACGACCUCGGCGAGAUGCACCUGCUCGACCCCGUAACCGGCGAGCGCAGGCCGCUCCCGCUUGUCGCCACGCUCCCGCUCGUCGCCCGCGUGGAGGGCCUCCAGGUCCACCACCGCGGCGGCGGCGUCGCCCCCGUGGACGCCCUGAUCCAGAAGGCCGUCCCGGUGCCCACCCCGGGCGGCGGGGUCAUGGUGGUCGCCAUCUACCGGCAGCUGCAGCACCGCAACCAGUGGGCCACGGCGCGUCCUGGCGAUCGCGCGUGGAAGGCCGUGGCGCCGACCAGCAUCCCCGCCGUGGUCGACGUGGUGGUCCACCGGGGCCAGCUCUACGCCAACACGCGGUACGGGAUGAUGUACGUGUUCCCGGAGCUCCACUGGCUGGGGUCGGCGUCCCCCGAGAUCAUCCCCUCCGUGACGCGGCGCCCGAGCGCGUACGUGGAGCGCAGCUUCCUGGUGGAGUGCCCCCGCGGCGAGCUGAUGCAGGUGGAGCUGCUCCGCCCCGUGGCGGCGGCGGGCGGGGAGGGGUUCGUGGUGCGCGUGCUGGACGAGUGCGGCGAGACGUGGGAGGAGACGGAGGACAUCGGCGACGCGGCGGUGCUCGUGGACGCGGCGGGCGCCGUGGCCGCGUCCACCGCGGAGUGCCCCGCGCUGCGGCGCAACACGGUGUACUUCGCCGUGGACCUCGAGGGGGAGACGCGGGUGUGGGCGUACAGCCUCGCGGGCAAGCACAAGCGGAUCGAGGUCGUGGAGGCCCUCCCGACCGCGGACGGCUACAGGCCGCCCUGCUUCUGGUUCGCGCCGGUGUACUCGCACCCGUGAGACACGAUGAUGAUGCGUUCGAGUCCCGUUUCCUUGCUUGCUGCAUUAGCAUGUCGUCCGUCAGUCAUGUGGGUAAUGGACUAGGUUGCAUCUGUCUGUCAGGAGCAUGGCGUUGCCGCAUCAUCUCGAUCGAGUACUCUUUCGUGUCUGUGUUCUUCAGGCUUCCUCAGCUUCGCUUGUUGAUGCUUCUUCCAUCAAAUGUGUCAGCAUGCGCAUACAGUGUUUUAUUUUGCUAUAUGAUUCCUCGGUGACGUUCCAUCGAUUUGGUGCAGAUUUAAGUCAUAUAGCGGUACAAUUUAACUUCUUUCCGCAUGAACAAGGAUCAGUAAAUUCGUAUAAUACUGAAUGGACCCUUUGACAACCAGAUAGUACUUCUGAAAAGUUCCUAUGUUGACAUUGUUCACCAAUCAUCAACAAUUCCAAGAUGGCCGACUUAACUUCUUCGUCUUACAAGUCGUACAAGGUUGGCGAUAUACACUAGAGGGCGAUCUCGUUCUCCAUCUGCAUCUCCAUCUCCAUCUCCGCAGAUACUACGACGUGGCGAUCUCGUUCACUUCCUCUAAACCUUCCCUCUCUGUUCAGUUCUACUUUUCUCGCUCCCCGCGCCUUUCGCUUUUGGGCCAAGCAUUUGCAUAGCCCGCGCCGCAAGUAUUCGCGGUCGCACAGCGGAGCUGGUCCAGUCCAACACCGGCCUCCCUGUCUCAACCCUGGCCACAAGCGCGCCCGGGGCUGUGGGGAUGACUCCCCAGUCCCCUUGUCAAACCCACCCCGCUAAAUACUCGCCUCGCCGCAGCUCUCCCCUCGCAAUUAACGCGCCUCCAUUGCCGCGAGCUGCGUCGAGGUGGUUCGAGGAGAAGAGAAACAGAGCUCACGGGGGGCCAUGGGGACCGUGCUGGAUUCGCACUUCCUGGCGCUCACCGCCAUCGUCACCGUGGGGUACCAGCUGCUGUUCUUCAUCGUCACUGCUCUCCUCCGGUUCGACAAGGUCACCGAUUUCGCAGGCAACCUUACGUUCUGGGGAAUCCAUCUGAUAAAUUUCAAAAUUUGGUUGUCUGUGUACCAGCCUCUGAGUUGACAGUUGACACAGGUUCUAUGUAGCAUACUAGCUUUGCCGUUUUUCUCUCCCUGCAAUGAUUUAUGUUCCUCUUUCCAGGCAGUACAAAUUUUGUCAUAAUCGCCAUCCUAACACUAGCUUUGAAGGGAGCAUGGCAUUUCCGUCAGG